This is a messenger RNA of Scheffersomyces coipomensis, 1977 nucleotides long. It is a transcript of the gene LMO1, whose product is annotated as Lmo1p. Lineage: Eukaryota; Fungi; Ascomycota; Pichiomycetes; Serinales; Debaryomycetaceae. The coding region runs from base 1 to 1977 and encodes 658 amino acids. The record is from RefSeq and is a predicted model, not a curated record. The transcript has a single exon.
AUGGCAGAAUCUUCUCGAAGUAUCAAUCAUAAACUUAAUGAAUUGCUUAGUAAAAGCAAUGUGGCCAAACCAAAGUUGGAUAAUGCUACUGCCACCAAUUAUGCUACGAUAUUAAGAUCCAACAUCUUGGGCAAGGAUAAACAAGAGAAAGUCAAUUCAAUUGUUGUCUUUGCCAAGUUGUUGGAUUGUAUCAUUAACAAUAAUAUGGUUCCUAAUGAUUUCAAAUUAUUAGAUCAAACAUUAUUUUCAACCUUAUUUUCCAUCAUUAGUUCCAAUAUGUCGUCUGAAACUUAUAAAGCCAUACUUAAAAUAUCAGUCAUUGUUAUGUCAGGUACCAUAUUUCAAGUUGAUCAAUUAUCGAAUUAUUUACCAUUAAUGGAUUCAUUAUCAGAAUAUUUAGAUGUUCUUGAUACCCUUACCGCUAAAUUAUAUCUUCAAGAUAAUAAAAUCACUUAUCAUUCUAUAAAAUUAAUCACAGAUGUGAUUAAUCAAUCAUUAAAAUUUAAUUAUCCUGGUUUAGUAACUUUGCUUGGUAGAUUGAAACAUGUAACAUUUUUCAGUACUAUUGGUAAUCUUAUUGAAACUGAUGAUAAAUUAAUUUUAGAUUCCAUUAAUAAAUUAAAAUUAGCAUAUUAUGCUGCAAAUGAUUAUUUAAAUGAUACAAAAUUCGAUUUAACCAUCAAAUCUCAUCAAAUCUUAUUAAAUAAUUUAUUCAUAUAUCUUGAAGUAUCAUUAAAUGAAUAUGGAACUUCAGCCACUUCAGAGGAAUAUAUCAAAGCUGGUUUUACUGAUAAUCCUCGAAAUUUCGUUAUUGAAAAUUUCUCCCUUUUAUUAGCUAUGAAUCUUAAAGUAUUUUUAAAAGAUCCAAAUUUUACAUUUAAAAAGAGAUUUCAUGAAGAAUUAAUGUUAAGUGAACAUUCAAGAACUUUUCCAUUAUAUUUAUUCAUUAAUAAAUGUACUCGAAUGUGGAUUGAUAUAUUUUAUAAUCAACAAGAUGCUUAUCCUCAUAUAAGUUCAUCGAUUUUAAGUUGGGAAUUAAUGAUUUAUUAUACUUUAAAUAAUUGUCUUGUAUUAUGGCAAGAUACAAAAGCAAAAUUAAAUGAAGUUGAAGUGGAUAAAAUUUUACAAUUAUUAAGAUCAAAUAUUGAUUCAUUAGAAAUUGAAAUAUCAAAACAAACAAAGUCAAUUGAAGAUUGUCUUGAUAUAACAAGUCUUAAAUCAAGUGAAGAAAUGAGAAGUUUCCAAAGUAAUAAAAUCAUUGAAAAUCAUAAACAACAUUGGGCUAAUACAUUUAAUGAAUUUGAUAAGAAUUUAUAUCGUGAAGUAGUGGAUUUUGUAUCAGAACAACGUGCCAUACAAUUAUUAAAAGGAUCUUGGGUUCAUACUGAAUCUCAUGCUGAAGGUCUUUUGGUAGAUCACAAUAAUACUAAUCGUAGAUCAAAUUCAAAUUCUCAUGCCAAAUUUUAUUUCUUAAUUCUUUCUCCUAAUAGAAAGAGUCUCUUUUAUAAACAAUAUCAUGAUAAAUUAGCUGUCAAUCCCACCUAUGAAGAUAUGGAAGAUCAAGCGAUAAGUUUAUCUGAUAUUGUUGAUUUUUCAUCCGUAAAGGUUGGUGAACAAGUAGGUCAAGAAGAAAGAAGAGUAAAUGAUAAGUUGAUUUCGAUUAAAGGUACCAUCUCAUAUGAAAGAAUCACAUUACUGGGUGCCCAUGGUAAGAAACUAUUAAGUUUUUAUACUGAUACUGAAGUCAAUAAAUUUGUUUGGUUAGAUGGUAUCAAAUUACAAAAGGGUCUUAUCAAUGAUGUUUCUCAUGAUACAAAGAAUCAAAUUCAAGGUUUAUUGGAUAUAAGAAAAAACACCCAAUUACUCUCAUUAGAAGGAACUGAAUAUAUCAAUAAAGUUGAUCCCGACUUCAAUGAUGAAGAGUUUUAUAAUCCUGAUGAAUUACAUACUAUAUGUGAAAACUUUCAUUAUACAUAG